AUGGAGUAUAAUAAAACAAAUUGGCCAUUUAGAGAAACUCCAUGGAAUUCAGAAAAAACAUGCAACCGAUUGAAAUUGAGAUGGACAAGUGAUUUAUACGCAUCCUGUAUAUCUGCAAUAGUACUAGACUUCACAUCAGCUUACAUUCUACCUGUACUGUUAAUUCUCUCACUUACCAUCAAUAUUACACUAGCCAGUGUAUUAAUUGCAUCCAAUCGUAAAACGCGAUCAAUCAUCUACUUUAUUGGAUCUAUAAUAUCAAAUAUACUCGUCAAUAUUGUAUUCGGUUGGUUCUGGUAUUAUUUAACUAAAGGUCUACCAUAUGCAACAAAUGGGCAAAAGUACUUCUUUCUGCAUUAUCUAUCAGACAAUACAUGUAGAUUGUUUCGUUUCUCACAUUCAUUCUCUUCAACUUUGAUGUGCAAUUUUCUGUUGUUUGCAGCAAUCGAUCGAUGCUUAACUAUCUAUAUGCCUAUCAGAUUUGCCAAUUUACCUAAUAAAUUCGCCUGGUAUACUUUUGUCAUUGUAUUUAUUAUAACCUUUUUAAUGACAUUACCAUUUGCCAUAGUAUCUGGUUUAUUUAAUGUUGCCGGAAAGACACACUGUUGGGUCCGACCACGUAUUGCUGGCAUCCUAUUCUACCACGCAGUCGUAACUAAUCUUGGACCAUUACAGUUGUCACUGACGAUUACAAUUAACAUUAUGUUCUUUCUGCGCAUACGUAAGCAGUUAAAGAAGAUGGAUGCAUUUAAGGGUGCAGCUGCAGAAGAUCGUAAAAGACUUCAAGGAUCCAUAUUUCUGCUUUUGCUAUCAGCAUCGUAUGCAUUAUUUGGUGUACCACAAGGUGUCGUAUAUAUCAUAAAUAGAGCCAGCCUAAUUGGGAUUUUCAGUGCUAAUGGUCUACUCUGCCAAAAUAUUGGUGAUAUAAUAUGGAAUUUAUUUUUCUCUAGAAGUUUACUAGAUAUUGUACUAAGUUACUUUUACUUUAAACCUGUACGUGAAGCAUGUUUAUUAAUCCGCAAACAUUAUACCAAUAUAGGCAGAAAGUCUCCACUUAGUUCACGACUUUCAACGAAAUAAUCAUAAUCACAAGGACAACAAUGACAGCA
Molecule: messenger RNA, 1109 nt
Organism: Trichobilharzia szidati
Lineage: Eukaryota; Metazoa; Platyhelminthes; Trematoda; Strigeidida; Schistosomatidae
Source: the annotation of a GenBank genome assembly